Molecule: messenger RNA, 1587 nt
Organism: Fusarium venenatum
Lineage: Eukaryota; Fungi; Ascomycota; Sordariomycetes; Hypocreales; Nectriaceae
Product: nucleotide-diphospho-sugar transferase
Biological process (GO): glucosylceramide biosynthetic process
Cellular component (GO): membrane
Molecular function (GO): ceramide glucosyltransferase activity
Source: RefSeq, a predicted model, not a curated record
AUGUAUUCUUUUUUAGAGUGUCUCGCUGGAGCUCUCUUUUUACUCGGCUGCGUUGUUGUUGCCCUUGUCGUCAUUGGUGUGCGUGCGCUCCUCUGCAACUUUAAGAAUCGCCCUGCUCCUCCGCUGUCCUCUCAGCUUGGCCAGAAUGCGCCGCACGUCACCAUUAUUCGACCCGUAAAGGGCGUAGAACCUAGACUGUACGACUGUAUCGCUGCGUCCUUUCGACAGGACUACCCACAGGACAAGUUCUCGAUCCGCCUCUGCCUCGAAGAUGAUACCGAUCCCGCGUACCCUAUCCUCCAGAAGGUCAUCGACGAUUUUCCCGCAAUCGAUGCGCGUAUCAUGCUCGAGAAGGAAGACCAUGUACUAAGCCAAACUGUCAACAUGGGUCCCAACCCCAAGAUCCGUAAUCUCAGUCGGGCGUACCGAGAGGCCAAGGGUGACAUUGUAUGGAUUAUUGACUGCAACAUCUGGAUGGCAAAGGGAGUUUUGGGACGUAUGGUCGACAAGCUCAUGGGUUACAGGGUCGGCGGCGCUGCAAAACCCUACAAAUUUGUCCACCAGCUUCCCAUUGUUGUGGACUUGAUGGACUUUUCCACACCACUCGCGGCAGAAGGCCAGUCUCUUUUGGAUGCUUCAUCGGAGGAAGACCACCAUACUGGUGAUUUGGAUGUCGAGGAAUUUCCCAAAAUCAUGUCUCAGGGCGGUGGACGCAUCGAUGAGAUGUUCAUGACAACUUCGCAUGCCAAGUUCUACUGCGCCAUCAACACCCUUCGUGCAGCGCCAUGCGCUGUUGGCAAAAGCAACAUGUUCCGCAAAUCACAGCUUGAUCAAGCGACGGAUGCCAUCUUGAAUCCAAAACUAGAUCAAAACAAAAACCUCCCAACAGGUGUUGAUUAUUUCUCGCACAAUAUCUGCGAAGAUCAUUUGAUCGGCGAUGCGCUAUGGACGACGGAUUUCCCCGGGUAUAGAAGCCACGGACUUGUCUGGGGUGAUAUUGCCGUCCAACCAGUAUCAGGCAUGUCUGUUAGGGCCUACACAGCACGACGAUCUCGCUGGCUCAGGGCUAGGAAGUACACAGUCCUUUCAGCAACAAUCCUUGAACCGUUCACGGAGUGCUUUCUGUUCGCUACCUACAUCUCCUUUGCGAUGACAACUAUCCCAUUCUUCAGCCAGAUCUGGGGCAUUCCUAAAACUUGGAACACCAUGGCAAUUGCCUGGUUUGCGACAACUACUCUGUGGAUGCUUAUAGACUAUAUCGGUUACUUACGUCUGCAUUCCGGUGUCACCAUGGAGGUUGACGAACACACCCCUUAUUUUGCCAAGGGCUUCAAAAACACAGGCGGAAUCAAGAGCCGCCCAUUUCUGGAAUUCUUGGCUGCUUGGAUCGGACGUGAGGGUCUUGCCUUUCCUGUCUGGGCUUAUGCAGUUGUUUUUGGCAACACGGUCAACUGGCGCGGACGACUAUUCUACAUUCACUGGGACACUACAGUCGACGCUGUUGAGCCUCGAGAUGAACGAAUUCGCGAAGUGAGGACACCUGAACUUGAAAGAGGACAUUCGCACAACAAGCAUCGCGUGGAUUGA